AUGACAGCAGUCACAGAAGCGGUCUUAAAACUUACACCGAAAGCAAAGCCCUCACCUUACGCUAAACGAUGGUGGACGGCAGAUCUGACACAGCUUCGCCGUAUAUACACCUACUGGAGGAAUCAGGCCAGAUCGCGGCGUAGGGCGGGGUGUGCAAUCCCCGAUCUUGAACAACAGGCAUAUGAAGCGGCAAAAGAGUAUCACGAUGCAAUCAGGAAACAGAAGAAAGCGCACUGGGAGGAUUUCCUUGCCGAUGAUACUAAUAUAUGGCAAGCCACUAAAUAUCUAAAACCAGGGGGCAGCUCAUUCAGCGACAAAAUACCACCAUUAACAGAGCCAGAUGGGUCUACUACUAAAGGCAAAAUGGAACAGGCUGAAGAGCUGCUAGCCACGUUCUUCCCACCUCUACCAGCAACGAUUGAAGACGAGGGAACCCAGCCACAAAGGGAGCCGAUACAUAUGCCUGAUCUCACUAUAGAGGAGAUUGAACGGAAAGUCUUCGAAGCUAAGCCAUGGAAAGCAGCCGGAGAGGAUGGCCUCCCAGCAAUGGUGUGGAGACAGCUCUGGCCAGUGGUCAGAGAAAGAGUAUUCCAUAUCUUUCAGACAUCACUUCAAGAUAGCGAGCUCCCUUCCCAGUGGAGAAAUGCCAAGAUUAUACCGCUGAAGAAGCCGGCGAAGGAUAACUACUCACUAGCUAAGUCAUGGAGACCCAUAUCAUUGCUCUCCACGCUAGGCAAAAUCCUAGAAGCGGUUAUUGCAGAGAGGAUAUCCUAUGCAGUCGAAACCUUAGGUCUGUUGCCCACAAAUCACUUUGGAGCAAGAAAGAGGCGAUCUGCAGAACAGGCACUUCUAUUCCUUCAAGAAGAAAUCUAUAAGGCUUGGAGAAAUAGAAAGAUUGAUGCUUUCUGCUCAAAACGCACAGCAACUAUCUUGGUCAAUAGAUUUCCAAGCGAACAACGGGAACUACCACAGGCAGGCUUACCACAAGGAUCACCACUGUCCCCAAUACUGUUUCUCUUCUUCAAUGCGGAUCUAGUGCAACAUAAGAUAAACGCGGCAGGAGGAUCCAUUGCAUUUGUGGACGAUUACACAGCCUGGGUAAUAGGCCCGACUGCCGAAUCAAACCGACCGGGCAUCCAGGCGAUAAUUGAUAGAGCUCUAGACUGGGAGAGAAGGAGUGGAGCUACAUUUGAAAGUGAAAAGACAGCCAUUGUGCACUUCACCCGGAACACAGAUCGAUCGAGCAGUACGCCAUUCACAAUCAGAGGGAAAAUGGUCAAACCAAAGGAUAGUGCAAAGAUCCUAGGGGUCGUGAUGGACUCCCAACUACGCUUCGAGAAACACAUUGCCAAUGCGGCCACUAAAGGACUCAUAGCCGCGAUGGCGCUGAGAAGACUGAAAAUGAUAUCCCCACGAACAGCAAGACAAUUAUUCAGAGCAACAGUGGCACCAGUGGUAGAUUAUGCCUCUAGUGUCUGGAUGCAUGCCUUUACAGGAGCCUUCCGGACCGUGGCAACAGCAGUGGCUAAGGCAGAAGCAGGCAUUCAGCCGUUCUAUCACCGAUAUAUAGAGAAAGCUACGAAACUGUGGAUCGACAUUCAGACACUACCCAAAUCAAACCCCCUGGUCAGAUUGAGAACCAUGUCAACCCGGAGGUUCAAGUCUCCGCUGCAGAAGAUAUCUCAAGCACUAGAUGCAAUAGUAAUAGAGCAGAUCGAGACUAUACAGGCAUUUACAGUGUCACCGUGGAUAGGCCGGAUACGAACGAUAUGUGAAACGGAUGGAGAUAAAGCCAUUGACAUCGCUGGCAAAGCAAUAGGCAUUCUAAUCGCGACAAGUGCAUCUGCCAGAUCCGGAAUGGUGGGUAUGGGAGGCUAUAUAAGAGACACCCAAGCAGACAACAACGGGACCGAUAUAUCUAGAUACUCCAUCACCCUAGGCAAACGGACGGAGCAAAAUCCCUACACAGCCGAGCUAGAAGCGAUAGCGGUCGCUCUAGAACGUAUCCUACCGGAGACAUGCCAGAGAUGGAUAUCUAUCCUUAGUAGCAACAGAUCCGCACUAUCAGCAAUCAGUCAACCCCGUCAACAAUCGGGCCAACUGACCAUCCGGCGGAUCUACAGACUGAUUCAGUUCUUACAGCAGCGAGGUAACGCGGUUAAUGCAAUUUGGAUCCCAGGGCAUGCAGACAUCGACUUGCAGCGGCAAGCAAAAGCAGAAGCACGAAAAUCGACAGGAACAGAACGCCUACCAGAAAAACAACCAUUCCACGCUAAAUCAACUACUAUCAGGCUCGCCCUGGCGGUACGGAAACGAGAAUGGACUCUCCCAGAGGAGGUCGGAAAAUACUCAAAGGCCCUGGAUAUAGCUCUUCCAGGAAAACAUACAAGGAACUUAUACGAUGGACUGAAUCGGAAAGAGGCAAAGACCCUAGCCCAGCUUCGAACAGGAAUGACAAGGCUCAAUAGCUAUCUGAACAGAAUAGGCGCAGCACACUCAAACCUCUGUGUCUGCGGUCAAGCAAGCGAGACAGUGGAACACUUUUUAUUCCGCUGCACCAAAUGGACAGUGAUGAGAGAAGGCAUGAACCAAUGCACAGAGUCAAAACGAGGAAAUCUGUCCUUCUUCCUGGGCGGAAAGACACGGUCAGAUUCGGAUCAAUGGCAACCAGACAUGAAGGCCGUCCACGCAGCAAUCAAGUUUGCGAUUACAACAGGAAGACUGGAACCGGAACCGGAAUCCGAAUCUGAAUCCCAAUCAACACAGUGA
Talaromyces marneffei is the source of this 2769-nucleotide messenger RNA. RefSeq lists its product as uncharacterized. The transcript is spliced from 3 exons. The record is from RefSeq and is a predicted model, not a curated record. Gene Ontology annotation, molecular function: nucleic acid binding. Lineage: Eukaryota; Fungi; Ascomycota; Eurotiomycetes; Eurotiales; Trichocomaceae. Bases 1 to 2769 code for a protein of 922 amino acids.